This is a messenger RNA of Pyrus x bretschneideri (Chinese white pear), 1502 nucleotides long. Its product is annotated as IAA-amino acid hydrolase ILR1-like 4. Gene Ontology annotation, biological process: auxin metabolic process. The transcript has 5 exons. Gene Ontology annotation, molecular function: IAA-Ala conjugate hydrolase activity. Gene Ontology annotation, cellular component: endoplasmic reticulum. The record is from RefSeq and is a predicted model, not a curated record. Lineage: Eukaryota; Viridiplantae; Streptophyta; Magnoliopsida; Rosales; Rosaceae. Bases 16 to 1350 code for a protein of 444 amino acids.
UGCAAUUUGUGCAACAUGGACUUUCUUCUUCUUCAACUUUUGUUCCUAAUAAUCUCCAUCGCCAUGCCCUUGUGCUUUUCUCUGAAACUCCAAAGUAACCCAACCGAUCAUCUCAAACUGUCCUCCACAUAUCAGACUUCUUCAGUGAAAGAUCAGAUAGUUAGGCUGGCCAAUGAACCCAGCACAGUGAAUUGGAUGAAAAAUGUGAGGAGGGAAAUGCAUGAGAACCCAGAACUUUCAUAUGAAGAAUUCGAAACAAGUGCACUCAUUCGCCGCGAGCUCGAAAAACUCGGUGUUGCUUAUAAAUGGCCCGUGGCUAAAACUGGCGUUGUAGCCACGAUUGGCUCUGGCUCUUCUCCCUUUGUUGCUCUGAGAGCUGAUAUGGAUGCUUUGCCUAUUGAGGAAAUGGUGGACUGGGAGAACAAGAGCAAAGCGGAGGGAAAAAUGCAUGCUUGCGGCCACGACGGCCACGUCGCCAUGCUUCUUGGCGCUGCAAAAAUACUAAAACAACUGCAAGACACAUUGCAGGGAACUGUUGUACUUAUAUUUCAACCGGCUGAGGAACGCGGUGUCGGCGCAAAGGACAUGAUUGAAGAAGGGGUGCUUGAUAAUGUGGAGGCAGUUUUUGGGAUGCACAUAGUGCUUGAUUAUCCGACUGGCGUUGUUGGAUUGAGGCCUGGAGAAUUUCUAGCCGGUUGUGGGAGCUUCAAAGCGAAAAUUCACGGGAAAGGGGGUCAUGCAGCAAUUCCUCAGCAAUCCAUUGAUCCGAUUUUGGCAGCAUCAACAUCUGUAAUCAGUUUGCAGAGCAUCGUCUCGAGAGAAACGGACCCUCUAGAUUCCCAGGUGGUUUCUGUUGCUGUGAUUAAAGCGGGGUCUUCCUUUAAUGUCAUCCCGGAAUCUGCUACAAUUUCUGGUACUUUUAGAGCUUUUAGCAAGAAGAACUUCAAAGGACUCAUGAGUAGAAUCGAAGAGGUUGUAAAAGGGCAGGCAGCCGUGCACCGGUGCUCCGCUGAGGUCGAGUUUUUAGGAAAGGAACAUCCUACCAUCCCUCCUACAGUAAACGACGAGAGAAUUUAUGAACAAGUAAGGGGAAUCUCGAGCGAAAUAGUAGGAGAAGAAAACAUACAAUUAGCUCAUACCUCCAUGGGGAGUGAGGAUUUUGCUUUUUACUUAGACAAGGUGCCUGGAUUCAUGCUGUUUUUAGGCACAAGAAAUGAGAAGAUAGGAGCCAUACAUGCACCGCAUAGUCCUAACUACAUCAUCGAUGAGGAUGUCUUUCCCAUUGGGGCUGCCAUACAUGCAGCUUUUGCCCAUUCUUUCCUAUCAGAUUCAACUGCAAAGUUGCAAUAAUUUCUGAAAGUCCAUCUUCUUAUUAUAUGUUCAUUUUGUGUCAUCCUUAAAAGUUAUUAAAAAGAUCGAUGCAUCCAGAUUGUCUUGAAAUGGUGUAUAGGAUCUUGUGAUUUAUGAUUUAAAGGAUCAAUGACUGACUUCAUUUGGAUUUA